Messenger RNA from Pundamilia nyererei, 2126 nucleotides. RefSeq names its product IMP (inosine 5'-monophosphate) dehydrogenase 2 (gene impdh2). The transcript has 13 exons. The record is from RefSeq and is a predicted model, not a curated record. Gene Ontology annotation, biological process: GTP biosynthetic process. NCBI's taxonomy places the organism in Eukaryota, Metazoa, Chordata, Actinopteri, Cichliformes, Cichlidae. Gene Ontology annotation, molecular function: IMP dehydrogenase activity. Gene Ontology annotation, cellular component: cytoplasm. Bases 364 to 1770 code for a protein of 468 amino acids.
UGUCGGAAACGCUGUCAGACGGGAGUGAUGCACGUGCUGGAGUUAGCUGCAGAGAGAACAUGAGCACUUGUCUGUUGAGGUUGAAGAGGUUCGAAAAAGCAGCGAAUAUCUCUCACGGUGCCGUUUUCUGGUCCUCUUCUUUUCAUUAGCACAUGCUCAGGCUGCUAAGAGGGCGCACUGAAGGGUAACUGAACGAGGAGGAGAGCAGCUCGCGGCGCGAAAGAGGAAAGUUGUCGGUGUCUGAGCCGGUGCGGCUUGAGAGAGUGUUUUUGUGUUUCUGUAUGCGCACCUCGGCAGCUUGUUAGGGUGAUUUAUUUACAGUCGAAGGCUGAUAAGAGGACUGGUGAAGGCUGUUUGGACAGCAUGGCGGACUACCUGAUCAGCGGGCAAACCGGUUACGUCCCCGAUGACGGGCUGACGGGACAGCAGCUGUUCAACGGAGGAGACGGACUCACUUACAAUGACUUCCUGAUUCUGCCAGGCUACAUUGACUUCACUGCUGAUCAAGUGGACCUGACAUCGGCGCUCACCAAACAAAUCACCAUGAAGACCCCCUUCGUCUCCUCUCCUAUGGACACUGUCACUGAAGCCAACAUGGCCAUCGCUAUGGCACUAACAGGUGGUAUAGGCUUCAUUCACCACAACUGCACUCCAGAGUUCCAGGCUAAUGAAGUUCGCAAAGUCAAGCGAUAUGAGCAGGGCUUCAUCACAGAUCCUGUGGUGAUGAGCCCCAACGAGCGAGUAAGGGAUGUCUUCCAGGCCAAGGCACGCCAUGGGUUCUGUGGCAUCCCUGUCACAGAUAACGGCAAAAUGGGCGGCAAGUUGGUGGGCAUCAUCUCAUCCAGAGACAUCGAUUUUCUGAAGGUGGAGGACCACGACCUUCCACUGAGUGAGGUGAUGACAAAGCGAGAUGAUCUGGUGGUUGCCCCCGCUGGGGUGACUCUGAAAGAAGCCAAUGAAAUCCUCCAGAGGAGUAAGAAAGGUAAAUUGCCCAUAGUGAAUGAAGAGGGGUCCCUGGUAUCCAUCAUCGCUCGCACAGACUUGAAGAAGAAUAGAGACUUCCCCUUAGCUUCCAAAGAUUCUCGGAAACAGCUGCUGUGUGGUGCAGCCAUCGGCACACACGAUGACGACAAGUACCGACUGGACCUGUUGGUGCAGAGCGGAGUGGAUGCGGUUGUACUAGACUCAUCUCAGGGCAACUCGAUCUUCCAGAUCAAUAUGAUCAAAUAUAUUAAAGAAAAGUACCCCAACCUGCAGGUCAUCGGUGGCAAUGUCGUGACUGCAGCUCAGGCCAAGAAUCUGAUUGAUGCAGGAGUGGAUGCACUGAGAGUGGGGAUGGGCAGUGGCUCCAUCUGCAUCACGCAGGAAGUGCUGGCAUGUGAACUUUCUUUUUCUGUGUGUCCAGUGAUGAUGGGUUCUCUGCUGGCUGCUACUAGUGAAGCUCCUGGUGAAUAUUUCUUCUCUGAUGGCAUCAGGCUGAAGAAAUACCGUGGCAUGGGCUCCCUGGACGCCAUGGACAAAAACCUGGGCUCCCAGACCAGAUACUUCAGGUAUCAGAAAUUUGAUGUCCAGCUUUAUUCUUAUUUCCUUAAGUUUUAUAUUGUACUUAAUUUCUCACCAUUUCUGCUGUCAUCUAACAGCUGUUUUCUUUUUUCCUUCUCCAGAGCCAUGAUGUACUCUGGAGACCUGAAAUUUGAAAAGAGAACAACAUCAGCUCAGAAAGAAGGCGGAGUCCACAGCUUGCACAGUUACGAGAAACGUCUCUUUUAAGGAGAAGCUUGUCUUCUGAUGGAGAAUCCUUCCAACAGACAUUAUGCAAAAACACUACUUGCCAGAUCAUCUGAUAGCUGUAUUUGACGCACACCCACACUUCUCAUUAGAGUAGUCUGUAAAGAUCAACCUCUCUCAAACUCCACUCUUCCAGUGAUCCAUUAGUCUUCCUGCCGGUGUCAUCUAUGCAUAGUCUGUUUUAAAUGUGAAGGACUGAAUUAAAGCAUUUCAAUAAGUGCACGGGUGAUUGUGUCAUGAAAAUAUCCAGUGCUUUUCAUGUUAUUUCAAAGUAUUUGAACCCUGCUGUGUCCAUUUCAAGAUGAAAAAUGUCCAGUAAUAAAGCAUGUUUUUCAUAA